Penicillium verrucosum is the source of this 2160-nucleotide messenger RNA. RefSeq lists its product as uncharacterized. NCBI's taxonomy places the organism in Eukaryota, Fungi, Ascomycota, Eurotiomycetes, Eurotiales, Aspergillaceae. The transcript has a single exon. The record is from RefSeq and is a predicted model, not a curated record. Bases 1 to 2160 code for a protein of 719 amino acids.
AUGGGGGACCACACUCGACGUUCAGCCUUUUGUCGCUCCCCGAGUCUCUCUAGUCCCUCUUCAGACGACGGCGAUACCCCCAACUUUUCCAACGAGCCCACCACUACCAACAAUACUGCUGGGUCUGGGCCCUCAUGGCUUCCCCCUCAGACAACCCUUGACAUUAUCCAGGCACACCUGGCAGCUGACUUCGACACUGACACUUCUGACAUUUCUGAACAGCUUGUGCACCCCGACUUCUUCGUUUAUCUUGAGAGACUACGAAGGCUCAACGAGACCACUCGAGUAAAUGCGCGCAGGGAAAUUGAAGCCUGGCACCAAGCUGUUUUUGGGACCAACGAGUCCCAGAAUCAAGCUUCUGGGACGGUCAAUUCUCAACAACAACACCAGAUUAAUGAAUCCCAGUAUGAAGCUUCUCAGAUGCUCGACGAGUCCCAGGAUGAAGAUUCUGGGAUGGUUGAUGACUCCUAUCAAGGAAGUUCGCAAUUCACCAACGAAUUCAGCCAACCCUCGUACAAUGCCGGUGCCGAUCAUGGGUUACGGCCAUCCGCGAUGGGCGUGCGUGAGCAACAUGGAACCCAGGAUCCCAUUGCAGCCGAAUCAUCUGGGCCGAUUCCGCAUGUUCAUUUUGAAACACCGGAUCCCACGGAUACUGCCGCUAGGGACCAUUCUCAUCACCAUCGGCCUCCUUCCCCCUACCCUACAGCAAGCCGGGUCGAAUCCUCUUCUGCUCCAAACCCCAUGCCACCUACUGCCAUGCCAGCACGUGAGCCACCCCGGUAUACCGACUGGGGAAAUCCUGACAGAUUUUCAUUCGGCCCUGCCCCAUUCCCUGAGGGUGUCACCCCUUAUUCUCGAGAACGCAUUAUGCAAGCAUGGCUUAUCCGGCAGCAACUAAUUGCCGGCAUUCGCCCUGAUGACCUGGAGCCCAUGUCAGUCCCACUCGGAAGGCGGCACCGAACCCCUCCCUACAUGAUCUUGAAUGACAGCGGUGCACAUAUCGUAAGAAUUGAACCUGCCGCCUUCGAGGGUACCAUGCUUCCUCUGCCCGUCCUCCCUUGGCUGCCGCGGCGCCCAAAUUCAGACGCAUCCACUGCGCCUGUUUCAUCCAAUGCACAGGAUGCUUCGGGUCUACCCACUGGUCCAAAUAUCGCGACUGCUCCAGACUCAGCGAGUACUCUAACCCCACCGGAUCCUCCAGCCCUCACGGCUGAUCCAAGCUCCGCUAGUACUCUAAACUCUUCGAUUGCUCCAGACUUGUCGGCUGCUCCCAAUCCACCUGUUGCCCCAGAUUUGUCGGCUGUCACAAACCCACCGGCUCCUCAGACGCUCCCGGUUGAUCCAAGCUCAGCUAGUUCUCUGAACUCGUCAGUUACCCCGAAUUCGUCGGCUGCCACAAACCCACCGGCUCCUCAGACGCUCCCGGUUGAUCCAAGCUCAGCUAGUUCUCUAAACUCGUCGGUUAGCCCGGAUUCGCCGGCUGCCACAAACCCGCCGGUUGCUUCACGCCUGCCAGCUGCUCUAACCCCAUCGGCUGCUCCAUCAUUGACAGAGCAGACUGUUGUUUCGGACCCAACUUAUGCAUCAGAACAAAGUUCGGAAGACCCAGGUCAAGAUGCUGCAGAAAGUCAGAACCCGGAUCCGCGUAUGGUGGCCUUCUUCCAACCUCUUAGGUUACAUGAACCUGCUAAUCCAACCUCAGCUUCUGUACAAGAUCCGCAUCCAGAAAGACCAAACGCAUCUGAGCCCAACUCCAACGAGAACAGCCAAGUUUCCGUCGUUGCCCCCCAGUCGCAGUCGCAACCCAGCUUGCCCCUGGCUGUACAAAACCGUACCGAUACUGAUUCCAUCAGUUCUCAAGAAAUCCAUGGGGUUGGGGUGUCUCCCGCCCAUUCGCAGGACCGAGAUUCUUCAACUGUCUCUCCUUUGUCGGACGAAGGGACUGAGACCGGUGAUGUUCCUCCUCUCCAUGUCCCCAAUGGAAAUGGGGUUGUGCAUCACGCGAGUACCUUGUCGGAACCCGAGGGCCCUGACGAGCCCGCGGCGCCUCGUCUCCAUCGUUUUGCUAUCGAUGGAGCAGAUGAUUCACUCAGUGUCGGCCGCUUUUCUGGGGAGGUUAAGGCUGCCGGUGAUCAACCCUCUGAAGGAGGGUUGAUCUAA